Messenger RNA from Myotis lucifugus (little brown bat), 1148 nucleotides. RefSeq names its product leucine-rich repeat-containing protein 37B-like. The transcript is spliced from 14 exons. The record is from RefSeq and is a predicted model, not a curated record. The coding region runs from base 465 to 1148 and encodes 227 amino acids. NCBI's taxonomy places the organism in Eukaryota, Metazoa, Chordata, Mammalia, Chiroptera, Vespertilionidae.
AGAAGUAUAGUAAAUUACCAGAGCCCCAGAAGUAUAGUGAAUUACCAGGUCAGCUAUUUUUCCAGGAAGCAGUAUGGCCAUGGGAGGAAGACUCUCAGAUUUCAGCUUUGAAGAGGAGCUCAGAUUGCCAGACUGGACUCGCUCUUCUGAAUUUCCUGAGAAUAAAGUAUGGUAGCAACCAUCUCAGAAACUUGCAAGGAAACGCCAUUUCUUACAUUGGUAAAGAUACGUGGAAGUCAUACCAUUUGGUUGAGAAACUAAAUCUCAGUGCAAAUAAUUUGAGAGAAUUACGUAAAGAUUCAUUUGAAGGCCUGGCUUCCCUCCAGUAUUUGGACUUGUCCUGCAAUAAGAUAGAAUUUAUUGAAAAGAAUGCAUUUGAUUCAUUACCUCUUUUACAAUAUAUAAAUCUUGGUUGCAAUUUAAUCACCAAAGUGAACUUUGGAACAUUUCAGACCUGGGAUGGAAUGCAGCUGUUACACAAGUUAAUUCUACAUGAAAAUCCUCUGAUGACUGUUCAAGAUCCAUAUCUUUUUAAUUUGCCAGCAUUGAAAUAUUUAGACAUGGGAAGAACACAAGUGACAUUGACAACACUUGAUAACAUUCUCAUGACAGCUCCUGAAUUAGAAAAACUUAUCUUACCUAACCGUUUGGCCUGCUGCCUCUGCCAAUUUAAAAAUAAUAUUGAGGCUGUUGCCAAGACAGUCAAACUGAAUUGCGAGACGGAAUGUGUGACCGACACACCUUGUGAUGAAGAACUCAUAAUAGAAGGACUGCUAAUGCACACAUUACAGGCCCGGCAGGACACCAGCACUGAGCUGACCAUUGAGCCAGAGAGGGCAUCCUCAGUCAAAAAUCCUGACACUUCGGCAUCCAUUAUGAGCCUUCUGAUGAGACUGCUCACUGAGCAGCAGGAAGUAAAGAUAUCCAACUCAGAGUGGGAUGAGGAACAAUGGAAAGAUGAGAGGAUGCAAACCCUCAAGAAGCAGGAAGAGAGGGUGUCUAAUGAGCUCAGGCAAGAAGUGCCAAGAUAUAAGAAGGAAAUCAUCAUUGCAUCACCUGUGAUUGCAGUAACAACGUUUUAUUUUGUAGUUUUCUGUCUCCUUGUGAUUUUUCGGAGGAAGCUAAAGAAAAAGGGAAGCUCAAGGUAA